UUUUUGGUGGAAAGAGAAAAAUACCAUACAUUGGAAUGAUCAUCAGUCGAAGAAAGGAAAUCAAGCUGUGGAAGACAACCUACGCUCAGUAACAACAAUAACAACAUCAUCGGCAACUAUGUUUGCCAAGAGGUUGAUUGACAAGGCUCUGCUGCACCAUUCCAACCAUAAGUUGCGGCAUGGUGGUUUGCAGGGAAGUGAGUUGGAUCCCAAAAUUGUGUUUCACUACGGCAUUCCAUCCACAGCUUCAGUUCUCGCCUUUGACCCCAUUCAGCGACUUUUGGCUAUUGGGACUUUGGAUGGAAGACUUAAGGUGAUAGGUGGUGAUAAUAUAGAAGGACUUUUGGUUUCUCCUAAGCAAUUGCCUUACAAAUACUUGGAGUUCCUGCAAAACCAGGGGCAUUUAGUUGGGGUCUUAAAUGACAAUGAUAUCCAGGUUUGGAAUCUUGAGAGCCGGAGCCUUGUUUGUUCUUUACAAUGGGAGUCUGAUAUUACUGCUUUUUCUGUAGUCAGCGGUUCACAUUUCAUUUAUGUUGGGGAUCAGCAUGGUUUAUUUUCUGUGAUAAAGUUUGAAGCUGAGGAAGGACGACUUUUGAAGUCAUCAUAUAAUUUGUCUGCAAAGUUUCUAAGGGAAGCUGCAGGCUUUCCAGAUCCCAGUGUACAACCAAUCAUUGGAAUUCUCUUACAACCUUCUUCAUCUGGGAACAGACUCUUGAUUGCAUUUGAGGAUGGGUUGCUUAUUCUUUGGGAUGUUUCUGAAGCUCGAAUUGUGUUCCUUGGUGGUGGAAAAGAUCUCCAAUUGAAGGAUGAAGAUAGUAGCCCUUCUACUGAAACAGGGGCUAAUCUUCCAGCUGAUAUUAUCGAACAAAAUCUGGGAGACAAAGAGAUAACUGCUCUUUGCUGGGCAUCUUCCACUGGUUCUAUUCUUGCUGUGGGAUACUUAGAUGGAGAUAUACUUCUUUGGGACUUGUCAUCAGCAGCACCUUCUAAAGGUCAACAAACUUCUUCUAAAAAUGUUAUUAAGCUGCAACUUUCGACUGCAGAAAGGAGACUCCCGGUCAUUGUGUUACAAUGGUCUGACAGCUAUAAAUCCCAAAGUGAUAGCGCUGGGCAGUUGUUUGUCUAUGGUGGUGACGAAAUUGGAUCUGAAGAAGUUCUGACAGUUUUAACUCUUGAAUGGUCAUCUGGGAUGGAGUCUGUAAGAUGCACUAAUCGGGCAGACCUUACACUUAGUGGUUCUUUUGCAGACUUGACUUUACUGCCCAGUCCUGGAGCAAAGGGGCUGAACAGCAAAGAUGAAGUUUUUGUACUAACAAACCCUGGACAACUACAUUUGUAUAAUAGUGAUAGCCUGUCCACAUUGACAUCUCAGCAGAAAAGGAUGCCAUCUGUUCCUACUGUGGAAUUUCCAGUGCUAGUACCUAUGGCUGAUCCAUCUUUGACUGUUGCAAAACUUGUCAGGUUACCCAGUAAGUCAAAUUCAUCAAAAAUUCUCACUGAGGUUGCUUCAGCUUUGAGAACUGGCUUGAGGUCUGGAUCUGCACCUUCAGAUUGGCCCUUGACUGGGGGUGUUCCCAGUCAGUUGUCCACAACAAAAGGUGCUGAGGUUGAGUGUGUUUAUUUUGUGGGUUAUUCUAAUGGAUCAGUCCUUGUGUGUGAUGCUACACAUGCAGUCUUAUCUUAUAUUUGCAAUAUAGAGGGAGAGGUGAAUGGUACAAAAGUGGCUGGUUCAGAUGCUGCAGUGACAAAAUUGGACUUCUGCUCUGUUUCGUUACUGUUGGCCGUGGGCAAUGAAUGUGGUCUUGUUUUCAUUUAUGACCUCAAAGUCCACUCCAGUAGACAAAAUUUCCAAUUUGUCACACAAUCAAAAAGUGAAGUUCAUGAUGUUCCACAAGGAAAAGAAACUCGUUGUAGUGCUGUUUUUUCUCUUCUGGAUUCUUCAGUACAAGCAUUAUCAUUUUCAAAUUCUGGAACCAAACUUGCUAUUGGGUUUUCAAGUGGUCGGGUUGCAGUCUGUAAUAUGAAUUCAUUGUCAGUUUUGUUCUUGAUUGAUGGUGCACCUGGCUCUACCUCUCCCAUUACUUCAUUGGUUUGGAAACAAGAAGCAUGUUUUCAAAGUUAUGUGAACUCAAAGCAAUCAGAUGCAGCUUCAGGCAACUCCCUUGAAGAAAUACUAUUUGUGUUAUCCCAAGAUUCAAUAAUUAACAUAGUUGAUGGUAAUAAUGGCAAAAUGAUCUCUAGCCGACCAUUACAUGUGAAGGAAUCAACUGCAAUUUCAAUGUAUGUUAUAGAAAGUAGCUUCUCAACCUCUGAAGCAUCAAAUGACAAGCUGCAGAAUGGAAUGUCGAAGAAUACUGCUGAUAAUAGCCCUGAUGAGCAGGAACAGCCCUUAUCAGCUAGGGUAAAUUCAUCAGAGGCUGAUCUUUCCUCUUCAGAAGCCUCACAUUCUGGAGAUUUAAUGUUGGAUCCACUUGUUCUGCUAUGCUGCGAGAAUUCAUUGCGCUUGUUCUCAGCAAAAUCUUUGAUAGAGGGACAUAAGAAACCAAUUCAUAAAGUGAAACAUUCUAAAUCUUCUUAUUGGACUUCUAUCUUAAAGAAAGAUGAUAAAGUUUGUGGGCUUCUAUCAUUGCUUCAGACAGGAGCAUUUGAAAUCAGGUCUUUGCCAGAUUUGCAUUUGGUUGCAGAAAGCUCUUUAUUGUCGAUUUUAAGAUGGAAUUAUAAAGUGAAUAUGGAUAAAACCAUGUGUUCUGAUGAUUAUGGACACAUAGUGCUGGCUAACGGUUCUGAAUUGGCAUUAAUCUCAUUACUGGCUGGCGAAAGUGAAUUCAGUAAUCUGGAGCAUCUGCCUUGUCUUCAUGACAAAGUUCUGGCAGCCGCAGCUGAUGCUGCCUUUAGAUUCACUACAACUCAGAAGAAGAAACAGACCAUGGUGCCAGGGAUUCUAGGUGGCAUUGUCAAAGGACUUAAAGGAGGAAAACCCUCUCAAACAGAUGUGACUAAAAGUGCAGCCUCCAAUUUUGGGAAUUUGGAAGACAUUUUCUUUAAGCCCCCUUUUCCUGAUCCCCUUCCAACAGUGGAUAUCGCAGAUAAUAAAGUGGAACUUGAUAUAGAUGAUAUUGAAAUAGAUGAGCCCAACCCGCCAAUAACUAAGAGUUCUACUUCAUCUCCUGAUGUUAAAAACAAGCAAAAAGAUAAGUUACGAGAUAGGGAGAAAUUAUUUGAGGGUGCCACCAAUAAGGAUGAUGUUAAGCCAAGACUUAGAACACCUGAAGAAAUUAUGGCUGCUUAUAGAAAAACUGGGGAUGCUUCUUCAGCUGCUGCCCAAGCAAGAAACAAGUUAAUGGAGAGGCAGGAAAAAUUAGAGAGAAUCAGCCAACGCACUGCUGAACUGCAAAGUGGAGCUGAAGACUUUGCAUCAUUAGCAAAUGAGCUUGUGAAGACCAUGGAGAGGAGGAAAUGGUGGCAAAUAUAGAAAAGGAAAUUGUAUAUAUUUAUUUUCUUGUAUAUAUUUGUGGCUGUUGGCGUUGUUUUGUUUCAUUUGUGGCAUAGAAUUAGCAAAAGGAAAACACAACAUCUGCAGAGUUUGUUGAGUAUAAAAGUCAAGCCAAAUAGUGGUCAGUGAUUCUUUAUUGUUACUACAAAUAUGUCACUAUUUGUUUUCAAAAUUUGAGAUAUUUGAAUAAUAUCAGUUUCAUAUUGUGUAA
Molecule: messenger RNA, 3704 nt
Organism: Vigna radiata var. radiata (mung bean)
Lineage: Eukaryota; Viridiplantae; Streptophyta; Magnoliopsida; Fabales; Fabaceae
Product: lethal(2) giant larvae protein homolog SRO77
Exons: 24
Coding region: 119-3472 (1117 amino acids)
Biological process (GO): regulation of exocytosis
Cellular component (GO): cytoplasm; plasma membrane
Molecular function (GO): myosin II binding; GTPase activator activity; syntaxin binding
Source: RefSeq, a predicted model, not a curated record